AUGAUAAUUAUAUAUACAGUAUAUUUCAUCUGGCCUACGUCUUUGAUCGUUCAGAGUGGUGCUGCAGUAUGGUGCAUUGGUUUUCAGAAACUUCAGGGUCAAGGGAUUACGAUUUUAGGAGACCUUGUCCUAAAAGAUAAAAUUGUUGUAUACGAUUUGGCCAGUCAACGGAUUGGAUGGGCCAAUUAUAAUUGUUCAUCUUCCGUGCAUGUCUCUACAAGCACCAGCAAUGGCAAAACUGAAUUUUUCAACGCGGGACAAAUUGACAACAGUUCAUCGCGUCUUGAUUACUAUGAGAUGAUACCAACUAUUGUCCUAGCUUUCUCAUUGCAUGUAUUAAGUCUUUGGUGGCAUAUUUACAUUUUGUAACAUUUAGAGGAGGAAUUUUAUAUUUCUUACUAUAUAGUUUCUGGUCCGAGGAGAUGUUCGCUGCAAUCGGUAAGUCUUAUGUUGUAUGUUAGAUUGCAGUUUCAAGCUGCUCUAAUUUGUUGAUUAUUGUAGAAUUACCGUCCGGGAACUGGAUUAACCUUAAAUUUCAUACAGGAAUACAGUAUUUUAUUUAUACAUAAGUAAUUUAUUUUACCCUCGAUUAAU
Messenger RNA from Olea europaea var. sylvestris, 594 nucleotides. RefSeq names its product aspartic proteinase-like protein 2. The record is from RefSeq and is a predicted model, not a curated record. NCBI's taxonomy places the organism in Eukaryota, Viridiplantae, Streptophyta, Magnoliopsida, Lamiales, Oleaceae. The transcript is spliced from 3 exons. Bases 1 to 369 code for a protein of 122 amino acids.